GUGCUGGGGAUGGGAGCACAAAGCAGCCGUGCCUUCUAUCCCCAUGCAGGGUAGGCAGAGCAUGUGGAACUUUUUGCAUGGGAUGUUGCAGGGUAUUGCCAUCUCUCAAUGUAAAACAGUUGCAGCUGUGAAGCUGAAGAGAGAGCAAGGUGGGGUGAGGAAGAAAGGGGUCUCAGGUGGGGCUGUUUUGGGGGCAGAUGGGUGUGGGUACAGAGGGAGGAGUGGGUGUCAGGCAGAGGCUGCAGCCUCUCGGCUGAGAUGGAUGGGAGCAGAGGAGCUGCAGCAGCAAUGGUGGCCGAGGAGCUUGACGCCUUCCACCCGGGACACUCUGUGCAGAGCCCUGACCAUGGCCUCCCGUCAUGUGGUGACAGUCCAGCCCGGCUUCUCUGUGUCCCCACAGUCCAGCACGUGGCACACAGGGCUGUUGGACUGCAUGUCUGACUGCAGCGUCUGCAUCUGUGGAGCCUUCUGUUAUCCCUGCUUGGGCUGCCAGGUGGCCAACGCUAUGGACGAGUUCUGCCUGUGUGGAGGCAGCGUGGCCAUGAGGACGCUGUACCGCACCCGCUACAACAUCCCGGGCUCCAUCCUGGGUGACUACUACUCGGUGAUGUGCUGCCCCAUGUGCGCUCUCUGCCAGCUGAAGAGAGACAUCGACUAUCGGAGAGAGCAGCGCACCUUCUGAUGCUGCUCCCCUGCCUGUGAAGUUGAUGCUGCCUUUUAGGACUGUUUGGUUUGGUUUGAUGUGUUGUUUUUUUUUUUCCCCACCGAUUCUUUUUUUUUUCCCCCUCUUCAGUAACGCAGUCAAUAAACAGCAGUGCUUGCCCUC
Molecule: messenger RNA, 826 nt
Organism: Gallus gallus (chicken)
Lineage: Eukaryota; Metazoa; Chordata; Aves; Galliformes; Phasianidae
Gene: PLAC8L1
Product: PLAC8 like 1
Exons: 5
Coding region: 347-682 (111 amino acids)
Biological process (GO): positive regulation of transcription by RNA polymerase II
Source: RefSeq, marked validated